CCGGUGGUACACGAGCGAGUGGAAGGUGGAAGUAAGAUUAGCACUCCUGGUUGGACACCGUGUUGAACGUGUAGCACACAAAGACAGCGGUGAUUUGUGAUAUAUACAAAGCUUACAUGAGCUCAACAGAAAACAUCGCUCCGACCUCAUAUCCUGUCAGUAAGGUGACUGCUGAGGUAGAUAUCUACUUUUCUCCGGGCAUGAUAAGUGACGAUAGCUAACGGUAGCAGGCAGCAGUUCCCCCUCGUCGUUUAAAGAGCCACUCAACUACCUUGGCAGGAGCUGUCGCCCCUCUGCUUUUUUUCCGUAUAAACAUGCCGCUUCAGCUGACAAGCCAGGCUUACUGUAAAAUGCUUUUGCAUGCUGCCAAGUAUCCUCACUGCGCCGUGAAUGGACUGCUGGUCGCAGAGAAAACGAAGGAGAAAAAGAAAGAGAGCCACAGUGAUCCCGUGCUGUGUGUGGACUGUGUGCCCCUGUUUCACGGCAGUCUUGCUCUGGCACCGAUGCUGGAAGUAGCUUUAACGCUGAUUGACACUUGGUGUAAAGAAAAUAAUUACAUCAUGGCCGGAUAUUAUCAGGCCAACGAACGCACAAAGGAUUCAAGACCCAACCAAGUUGCAGAAAAAGUAGCUGCCAGGAUUUCAGAGAACUUCAACGAAGCAGCAAUUGUUAUGGUGGACAGCAGUAGAUUAACAAUGAGUUGUUUUGAGCCCAUUGUGUUUAUCUACGAUCAUCAUGAAAACAAGUGGAAAAACAGAGAAGUAACUCCUGACUCUUUCGAGGACUGGAGUGAAGCGCAGAAGAUCACGUCUGCUCUGCUCGAGGGAAAGUCCUACGAGAACUUGAUUGACUUUGACAAUCACUUGGAUGAUCUCAGGAAUGACUGGACCAACCCCGUGAUUAACAAGUCCGUCCUGGAUUUGUGCUAAGACCUCCAAGUCAAAGUUGCUGCCAUUUCAGCGUGCAUGAUGCUACUCAUUUUGUAGCACAGGAGAACAAGAAUGCUUCCAUGAAAAGGUUCCCGCAGUGACGGGAGCUUGCGGAGCACUGACCAGAUAGGUCUUUAAAGGGCAAGCGCCACAUGUGCAUUGCUGUCCUGUAUCCACCUUUACAAGGUGAUACUAAGGUAAAGAAUUGAAUGCAACUUAAAUUCAAAUUUCUUUCUUGCAACGGUUUGUCUUUAUUCAUAGUUAUGUGCAAAAAGUUAAAUUCUAGAGUAUUUAAUCUAUAUAUUUCUUCUUAGCCUCACAGAGAUCAAGUUCUAAAUUCUUAACACAUUUAGAUGAAGAUUGUACUGAUGAGAUAUGAUGUAAAACAUAUAUUCUUUAUUAAAUUUCUAGUUUAAGCCCUCAAAUGAAAUUAAAGUUUGUAGACAGAUUAAUAAUAAUAAUUAAAAAAAAGAUUGAUGAUAUAGACCCAGAAACACAGGAACCUUAAAGUUUUGUUCUGUUUUACUGUACCAACCUGUUUCUGCAGCUGCACCAGCAACAACAAAGGGAUGGUUGACUCAAGAGCUUUUUACUGAUUAAUGCUUACACAAAUGUUUCUAUAAUGCAUGUCUCUCGUCAGUGUCGCUACCGCGCUGCUGAAUGUCAUUCUAUACAAUAUGUGUGUUCAGAAAUCUGAAUUGGAUCCCAGGAAUGUGUGAAUUUAGUUUUGUCCUGGAUAUCUCUUAAAAGAAUGGAGUAGUGGUAUGUAUUUUUACUUAAUCGACAAAUCUAAGUCCAUCUAUUUAAGAAGCAACAUUUUUGACAGACAUUUUAUGAACUGAAUGUAAAAUGAAAAAGAUUUUCUGAAAGGA
Mugil cephalus (flathead mullet) is the source of this 1801-nucleotide messenger RNA. It is a transcript of the gene emc8, whose product is annotated as ER membrane protein complex subunit 8. The transcript has 5 exons. Bases 315 to 929 code for a protein of 204 amino acids. Lineage: Eukaryota; Metazoa; Chordata; Actinopteri; Mugiliformes; Mugilidae. The record is from RefSeq and is a predicted model, not a curated record. Gene Ontology annotation, cellular component: EMC complex.